GGGGCGGAGAAGGAUCCGGAUCCCUUUAAUCCGGAUUAGAGGGACGGAGGAGGAGGAGGAGAGAGCGAGAAGGAGCGAGUCCAGGGAGAAGCCCAGCCCGGCCUCGCCAACCGCCGCCGCCGCCAUGGGCAACUGCCACACGGUGGGGCCCAACGAGGCGCUCGUCGUCUCAGGCGGCUGCUGUGGCUCUGACAACAAGCAGUACAUCUACGGAGGCUGGGCCUGGGCCUGGUGGUGUAUUUCUGACACCCAGAGGAUUUCCCUAGAGAUAAUGACGUUACAGCCCAGGUGUGAGGACGUAGAGACGGCGGAGGGGGUAGCUUUAACUGUCACAGGUGUGGCCCAGGUGAAAAUCAUGACAGAGAAGGAACUUCUAGCGGUGGCCUGCGAGCAGUUUCUGGGCAAGAACGUUCAAGACAUUAAGAACGUGGUCCUUCAGACGCUGGAGGGGCACCUCCGCUCCAUCUUAGGCACCUUAACCGUAGAACAGAUCUACCAGGACAGGGACCAGUUUGCCAAGCUGGUGCGUGAGGUGGCCGCCCCGGAUGUCGGCCGGAUGGGCAUCGAAAUCCUCAGCUUCACGAUCAAGGAUGUCUACGACAAAGUCAGUUACUUGAGCUCCCUGGGGAAGACCCAGACGGCUGUGGUUCAGCGAGACGCCGAUAUUGGAGUGGCAGAGGCUGAGAGAGACGCUGGCAUCCGGGAAGCUGAGUGUAAGAAGGAGAUGCUGGAUGUGAAGUUCCUGGCAGACACCAAGGUGGCCGACUCCAAGCGUGCCUUCGAAAUGCAGAAAGCGGCCUUCAGCCAGGAGAUCAACGUGAAGACCGCAGAGGCUCAGCUGGCUUACGAACUGCAAGGCGCCAAAGAGCAGCAGAAGAUUCGCCAGGAAGAGAUCGAGAUCGAGGUGGUCCAACGCCGGAGGCAGAUCGACGUGGAGGAGAAGGAGGUCAUCCGGAUGGACAAGGAGCUGACCGCCAUGGUCAAGCUGCCAGCGGAGGCCGAGGCGCACCGGCUGCAGCAGAUUGCGGAGGGGGAGAAGGUGAAGCAGGUGCUGGUGGCUCGGGCCGAGGGAGAGAAGAUCCGGAAGAUCGGAGAGGCCGAAGCCUUGGUCAUUGAGGCCAUCGGCAAGGCGGAGGCGGAGAAGAUGAAGCUCAAGGCAGAGGCCUACCAGCAGUACGGGGAGGCGGCCAAGAUGGCGCUGGUGCUGGACGCCCUGCCGCGGAUUGCUGCCAAGGUGUCGGCUCCUCUGUCCAAAGUGGACGAAAUUGUCAUCCUCAGCGGAGAGAACAACAAGAUGACGUCGGACGUGAACCGACUCCUGGCCGAACUUCCGGCCUCCGUGCAUGCCCUCACCGGCGUUGAUCUCUCCAAGGUGGGCCAAAGAGACCAGAACUCAGGGGUCCUUUCAUUUGACUUGUUGUUUUUUAUUAUCUUAUUUGUAUCUUUUGAGCGCCAAAGCGGACAACAGGUGUUGGCAAUCCGAGCUGAGGAGGGCUUUGCUGACUGA
Molecule: messenger RNA, 1507 nt
Organism: Pogona vitticeps (central bearded dragon)
Lineage: Eukaryota; Metazoa; Chordata; Lepidosauria; Squamata; Agamidae
Source: RefSeq, a predicted model, not a curated record